CGAUUGGUUUGGGUUGAUUCAUGUCGCGAUUUGCUGACGCCGAGGAAGAUGAGACGGUGGCGGUGCUGGUGACGCCUGUGACGGCCAUGGGAGAGACGUACGAGCCGAAUGUGGAGGCCACACAGGUAGAUAUUGAAGAGGAGGAAGAGGUCGAGAUAGAAGGCGUGCCUACGCCUGUGGACCCGGUCCCAGUCGUCGUUCCCGGUGGCUCCUCCUGGGCAAAGAUCGCAGCCUUGGAUGAACCCGUGGAUGGUCCGCUGGUGUGGGCUGGACCAGGUAUGGGUCCUGGAGGCAUGCACGGCGAUAUUGCCAACAAGGACAGCAUUGGCGAGGAGGAAGUCCAAGGUGGGGAUGGUGCUGGUGCGGAUGUGGACGGCAUGGGUGCACAAGGCGGGAAGAAGGUCUCGUUUGCUGGCGAGGAGAACCUGCUCGAGCGGCUGGUGGUCGACUCGGGCGCGCUGAUCAAGGGCGCCAACUUGCGUGACAUGGCCAAGACCUUCUACACGGUGCCCGAGGUGGUGCAGGAAAUCAAGGAUCGGCACUCGCGGAAGCAGAUGCGCCUCAUGCCCGACGAGCUUGUUGUACGCGAGCCGUCGGCCGAGGCCGUUGCUGCCGUCGCCAACUUUGCCCGCAAGACCGGCGACUUUGCCGCACUCUCGGUCGCGGAUCUCAAGGUCAUUGCGCUUACCUGGCAGUACGAGUACGAGUUUAACGGGACGGCAAACCUCAAAACCGAGCCGCAGUCUUCGUGGCGCGGCUCGCUUUCAAAGGCUGCCAAGGCGCAGGUCAGCACCGAAGCUGAGCGGAAGGCAAAGAAGACCGCGCGCAACCGGGCGCGCCGCCGGGCGCGCCAGCGGCGCCGCGCCGCAGCCAGGGAGAGGAAGGCUGCCCUCGAGGCCAAGGAGGCCGCGCCUGAUGCACCCGCUGAGGAUGCAGUCGAGGGCGCCGAGGAUAAGCCCGCAGCUGGAGUCGAAGCCGACGAUCAAGACGAGGCCGAGCCAGCCGCGCCAGCCGAGCCGAAGAACGAGGCCAAGGCCGAGUCCGGGAGCAAGGGCAAGGGCAAGGGCGAGGGCAAGGGCAAGGUUGCGACCAAGACUGCGCCGACCUCGCCUUUUGACGUCUUCAUUUCGCCGGCUAACUUUAAGGUCAUCAUGGGCGACCGGACGGUGACAAGCGCGUCGUCGCUGGCGGGCCAGGUCGGUGUCGUCACCACAGACUUUGCCAUGCAGAACGUGAUCCUGCAGCUUGGGCUGCGGCUGGUCUCUAUCGACGGCAUGGCGAUCGGCAAGGUCAAGCAGUUUGGCAAGCGGUGCCACGCGUGUGGCGCCAUCGAGCUCAACGCUGAGCGCAUCUUUUGCGGAACAUGUGGUAACCAGGCGCUCAUCAAGGUGGCCAUCGAGGUCGGUGCCAACGGCAAGGUCAAGCUCCGCGGCGGCUACCGCAAGAACUACAACUUGCGCGGGACCAAGUACUCGAUCCCCAAGCCCAAGGGCGGUAAGAAGGGUGAGGACAUGGUGCUCCGUGAGGACAUGCUCCACAAGACCGGCAUCAACUGGCAGCGGUCGGGCAAGAAGAACUCGGUGCUCGACCCGGACGUCAUGACGCACUUUACCGGCGCCAAGGCCAAGACCAAGCGUUACGCCCGGUCGAAGAUCGGCUACGGCAAGCGCAACCCGAACGAGUGGGCCAAGCCCAAGGGGCGUUAAAACCUACACGUAGACAA
Thecamonas trahens ATCC 50062 is the source of this 1723-nucleotide messenger RNA. RefSeq names its product RNA-binding protein NOB1. NCBI's taxonomy places the organism in Eukaryota, Apusomonadida, Apusomonadidae. The record is from RefSeq and is a predicted model, not a curated record. The transcript has a single exon. Gene Ontology annotation, biological process: maturation of SSU-rRNA. Bases 21 to 1706 code for a protein of 561 amino acids. Gene Ontology annotation, cellular component: preribosome, small subunit precursor. Gene Ontology annotation, molecular function: RNA endonuclease activity.